AUGCUGACCUUCUUACUGAGACCUGUGGGCAUCCUGUACCUGUCUUCAGGGUUAUUGGUAAUAGCUCAAUUCGGAGGAGACUUCUCACCCAGGAUGAAUCAAGUUUUCUUGACUCCCUCCCACAUGGUUAAUCGCAAUGUGGGUCUGAAAGUUGAAGGCUCAAGCUUCACACUCGAUGGCUCUCCUUUCCUGAUCAUAGCAGGUACUAUUCACUAUUUCCGGGUGCCCAGGGAGUACUGGAGGGACCGCUUGCUGAAGCUGAAGGCCUGUGGUUUCAACACCCUUACCACGCAUAUUCCCUGGAACCUUCAUGAGCCAAGAAAAGGAUGGUUUUAUUUUACUGCAAACCUGGAUUUCAUGACUUUUAUAGCCAUGGCUUCGGAGGUGGGGCUGUGGGUCAUUCUGUGUCCAGGCCCCUAUAUUGGUAGCGACUUAGACCUUGGAGGCUUACCCAGCUGGUUACUCCGGGAUCCAAAAAUGAAGCUGCGAACAACUUACAGGGGCUUCACUAAAGCAGUGAAUCUCUAUUUUGAUAAGAUAAUUCCCAAGAUAGUACAACUCCAGUAUGGAAAGGGAGGCCCCAUCAUUGCUCUGCAGGUUGAGAAUGAAUAUGGUUCAUAUCAUCAGGAUAGAAGAUACAUGUCAUAUAUUAAAAAGGCCCUGAUCACAAGAGGGAUCAAGGUGUUCCUUAUGACUGCUGAUAAUGGAGAUGAACUGAAAAGAGGCCACUUAAAACGGGUACUUUCUACUGUCCACAUGAAACAUAUAAAGAAAGAAACUUAUGAUACGCUCUUAUCAAUUCAGGGUCGUAGCCCCGUACUGAUGAUGGUGUAUACAGCAAGCUCUUUGGACGGAUGGGGCACUUCCCCCCAUUCUGUGGAUUCACAUUUGUUAAUGAGAGACGUGCGUGAAAUGUUCAACGCUAGUUUCUCCCUCAACUUCUACAUGUUCCAUGGUGGCACCAACUUCGGCUUCAUGGGUGGAUCUGCAUCUUUGGACCAUUACCUCCCUAUGAUCACAAGCUAUGAUUAUGGGGCACUGCUGACAGAGAACGGAGAACAUACACCUGAGUACCUUGCAUAUCAAGAGUUUUUUAGCUCUUCUUUGGGGAUUCCCAAGCCUCCCCACCGAGAUUCUAUACCUAUGGCUAUAUAUAAGUCGGUGGUAACAGCACACUACAUGUCACUGUGGGAUGUCAUGCCCUACUUGGAGGAGCCCAUCAGCUCUGUCAAGCCAAUCUGCAUGGAGAAGCUGUCCGUGAACCAGGGGAAUGGUCAGUCCUCUGGAUACAUACUUUAUGAGACUGUGGUCACCACCAGUGGCCUCCUCACCACGAAGGGUCAUGUUCAAGAUCGAGGUCAGGUAAGGGACGGUGGAUGGGUGUUUUUGGAUGAGGAGUUUUUAGGGGUCCUGGACCAUUCCACUAAUCAGCUGACUAUUCCCAGGAAAAUGGUCUACCAGAAUAACCCAACACUGAGGAUCCUGGUGGAGAAUCAAGGCCGCCUUGCCUAUGGGCAGGAUAUCAAUAAGGAGAGAAAAGGUUUAAUUGGGGAUAUCUAUCUGAACAAUUUUCCUUUAAGAAAAUUUAAAAUCUAUAGCCUGGAUAUGAAAACUCAGUUUCUACAAAGGGACCUUCCUAACAUCUGGAAACCAGCCUUAUUCAAACAUCGGGGCCCUGCCUUCUUCCUUGGUAUCCUGAGAAUGGGUAAUUACCCCAGAGACACCUUCAUAAAAAUGGAGGGCUGGACAAAAGGUGUAAUAUUCAUCAAUGGACGAAACCUGGGACGCUACUGGAAUAUAGGUCCCCAGGAGACCCUCUACCUUCCAGGACCCUGGCUUCAUCCUGGAUCAAAUGAG
This is a messenger RNA of Odobenus rosmarus divergens (Pacific walrus), 1857 nucleotides long. RefSeq names its product beta-galactosidase-1-like protein 2-like. Gene Ontology annotation, cellular component: vacuole. The transcript is spliced from 18 exons. The annotation marks the transcript as partial. NCBI's taxonomy places the organism in Eukaryota, Metazoa, Chordata, Mammalia, Carnivora, Odobenidae. The record is from RefSeq and is a predicted model, not a curated record. Gene Ontology annotation, biological process: carbohydrate metabolic process. Gene Ontology annotation, molecular function: beta-galactosidase activity.